Oryza brachyantha (malo sina) is the source of this 2091-nucleotide messenger RNA. RefSeq names its product cysteine-rich receptor-like protein kinase 10. Gene Ontology annotation, molecular function: protein kinase activity; ATP binding. The transcript has 7 exons. The coding region runs from base 1 to 1986 and encodes 661 amino acids. The record is from RefSeq and is a predicted model, not a curated record. Lineage: Eukaryota; Viridiplantae; Streptophyta; Magnoliopsida; Poales; Poaceae. Gene Ontology annotation, biological process: protein phosphorylation.
AUGCGGCGACGCUUCUUCUCUGUUCAUGCCGUUCUCCUCCUCGCGGCGGUAGCGCUCCCGCUCGCCGCCUCCCAGCCAUGGCCUGUCUGUGACAGCGGCAGCGGCACCUACGCAGCCGGGAGCACCUACGCAACCAACCUCGAGAACCUCGCGCUCACCCUCCGCGCGAACGCCUCCUCGUCGGCGACGGCGCCCACCCUCUUCGCCUCUGGCAGCCUCGGCUCCGCCCCGGACACCGUGUAUGGCCUCCUCCUGUGCCGCGGCGACCUUAGCUCCUCCGACUGCGCCGACUGCGGCACCAACGUCUGGAGGGACGCCGGUCCGACCUGCAACCGCACCAAGGGCGCCAUCCUCGUCUACAACCAAUGCUACGCCCAGUUCUCCGACAAGGGCGACUUCCUCGCCUCCACCAACAACUCCGGUAAGUACAGCCUCCUCGUGAGCGGCACCAACAUCAGCAGCACCGACGUCGCCGGCUACGACCGCGCGGUCACCGAGCUCCUCAACGCCACCGUGCGGUACGCGGCGGAGAGCUCGCCGAGGCUGUUCGCCACGGGCCAGCGGGUGGGGACCGACCCGGGAUUCCGCAACAUAUACUCGAUGGCGCAGUGCUCGCGGGACCUGACGGCAGCGCAGUGCCGGACAUGCCUCGACGACCUCGUCGGCCGGUGGUGGCAGACCUUCCCGCUGAACGGGGAGGGCGCGAGGUUCGCUGGCCCGCGCUGCUACCUGAGGUCUGAGCUAGGCUCCUUCUACACCGGCGACCCCAUGGUGCGGUUGCCGGCCAAGGUCGACGGCCUCACGCCGGCGCCGGCGCCAGAUGUCGUGCCUGCCACUCCGGGAGGCAAGAAGAACUCAGGAAGCAAAAUUUUGGUAAUUAUCUUGCCGACAGUGGCAGUGGCCAUUAUAGCUGUAACUUCCCUUUGUAUCUGGAACGUGCGUAAGAAGAGCAGAUUGACAAGAGCAGAGCUUUUAUCCGGACUGGAUACAAGUGAGGACUUUGAAAGUGUCAAGUCAACCCUGUUAUCGUUGGCAUCUCUGCAAGUGGCUACCGAUAACUUCCACGAAAGCAAGAAGCUUGGCGAGGGGGGAUUCGGCGCCGUUUAUAGGGGAAUUCUUUCUGGACAAGAAGUGGCUGUGAAGAGGAUGACCAAGGGUUCCAACCAGGGCCUAGAAGAGCUGAAAAACGAGUUAGUUCUUGUCGCCAAACUUCAUCACAGGAAUCUUGUUCGCCUUGUUGGUUUUUGCCUUGAAGAGGGGGAGAGACUACUUGUUUAUGAGUACAUGCCCAAUAAAAGCCUCGACAACUUUCUCUUUGACUCGGAGCAAAGGAAACGGCUAGAUUGGAUGACACGAUUUAGGAUCAUAGAAGGCGUCGCUCGGGGAUUGCAAUAUCUUCAUGAAGACUCCCAAAAGAAGAUAGUCCAUCGUGACAUGAAGGCGAGCAACAUCUUGCUGGAUGCAGACAUGAACCCUAAGAUUGGGGACUUUGGCCUUGCCAGGCUCUUCGCACAGGACCAGACUCGAGAAGUCACAAGCCGCAUAGCCGGGACAUUUGGUUACAUGGCUCCUGAGUAUGUCAUGCGUGGGCAGUACUCUACAAAAUCAGAUGUGUUCAGCUUCGGCAUUCUGGUAAUAGAGAUCGUCACGGGCCGGAGAAGGAACAGUGGACCAUAUCUCUCUGAGCAAAACGAUGAAGAUAUUUUGAGCAUAGUAUGGAGGCACUGGGAAGAGAGAACAACUGCAAAGAUGAUCGACCAUUCUUUGGGAAGAAACUACCCUGAGGCCGAGGUGCUGAAAUGUAUCAACAUUGGGCUCCUAUGUGUCCAGCAGAACCCUGUAGAUCGACCUACAAUGGCCGAUGUCAUGGUUCUGCUGAAUAGCGACACAACCUGCUCUUUGCUGGCUCCUGCACCUAGGCCAACAUAUUUAGUCGAUGGGAUCUCUGGUUACUCCCAAACCAUAACACAAUGGUCUGGCAGGUAGCAGGGGCCAAAGCAGAUCGGGCACCGUUGUUGCCGCUAUAUUGUUGAUUCUCGAUUUGUAAUCAGUACCAACCAAGUUGAAUUUAUAAAGAGCAAAUCUAUUCCA